GGAGCAGUCCAGUCUCCUCCCUCCCCUUGGCGCAGCGCAUCAGGCCAGCCAGCCAGCAACGGCACCAGAGCGAUGCGGCCCCCCACCCGCAGCGAGUUCGGCUUCUCCGUCGCCGGCAGGCGCAAGCGCUCGCCGGAGUUCCCCUGCGUGUCGCGCUUCCGGCAGCGGCGGCUCAUCUCCUUCCUCGGGCACCACAACUUCUACCGCACCGUGGAUGUGUUGGUGACCCAGACGGACGUGUUCCUGUGCCUGAAGCACCUGGCCGAGCUGGUGGACGCGGGCUCCUGGGACAAGGCCAUCGACUACCUCUCCCGCUUCCUGCCGUCCGACGGCCCGCUCGGCGUCCACGGCCGCGCCCUCUUCCACUACCUCCGCGUGCACAAGGCCAUCGACGACGUGCUCGCCGGAGCCCCGGAGGCCCGCUCCGUCACCACCGCCCUCGACCAGUGCAUCAUCCGCCACCCCACCAAGAGCCACGCCCUCACCAGGCUCCGCGCCAUCUUCUCCUCCCUCCUCUGCUCCAAGAGAUACAGGGCUGUCCUGGACAUAGGGCGCGUGAGGCACAAGGCUAAACUGACUAUCGUCGACUUGGUUUGUAAGACUCCAGAGUUGAAAGACCACAUGCGACACGCCCGCGGCCCAAUGGAACCCCAGAACGUGCUUCCCAUUGGCUUCGGCUACGCCUGUUUCCGUCCGAGGCGCCACGUGAAGAAACGAGGCGGCCGGGUCUCGGCGUCUGUGCUUGGCAGGCUUUAUCUUGAGAAGAAGAAGAAGAUGCUGCCUUCUUUGACUUCAGACGAUCACUCCCAGGGGUUAACUCGUGAGUCAUUAAUUAAGGCCAAGGAAUGGCUUGUGGAUCUUGUUGAGAUAAGUUUGGAAACCGGCAAGAUGAGUGAAGCGGAACUGACUCAAUCUGCCUCUAACAAAGGUGGUCCGGUUACUCCAGUCUCACGGACUAAUCUUGCUACCUUCAAAAUGGUUACUAAUCGUACAUUAUUCCGCAAGGCAAAAGAAUGGAUGGUAUAUUUUACAGAGGAAUGUUUGAAAGCUUGGCCAGACGCGAGUCAAGAUGAUCUACCUCAACUUUUCUGCAAGGAUGGUGAUCCUGAUGGCACAGUAUCCCAUUAUUCCCAUACAGUGCCUGGUAGCUUGACUAGUCUUGCUGAAAAUUCAGCGUUUGCAUCAGUCAAAAAGCCAGACUUCGCAGAUUGAAACCGGAACUGAAGAUCAGCAAGCAAAACGUGAAGAUCAGCAAGCAACGUGAGUGUCUAAUUGAGUGGUAGCAUCGAUUGUACCACCUGCUGCUUUUGCCUUUGCGAAGACGGUCAAUUAGCUACCUACUGGUGCUACUUGACGUUAAGCUACUUGUUAGGGGCUUGCAAGUCUUGUGUAUCUUCUAUUGUUAUGUUAUCCUGCAACUCUUUCUCCUAGUUCCUGCUUCCUACUAUCAUUAGGGCAAGUGAACCAGAUCUAUGUGUAUGUAAGCUGCAGUCUGAAUGUGUGAGAACUGAAAAAAAAUUCGAAAUCUGGAUCUUCUUAUUCUGUGCAAAGUGUGAGUGCAAUUUCUUAAAAUUUC
Messenger RNA from Triticum dicoccoides, 1576 nucleotides. RefSeq lists its product as uncharacterized. The coding region runs from base 73 to 1212 and encodes 379 amino acids. The record is from RefSeq and is a predicted model, not a curated record. NCBI's taxonomy places the organism in Eukaryota, Viridiplantae, Streptophyta, Magnoliopsida, Poales, Poaceae. The transcript is spliced from 12 exons.